Messenger RNA from Sugiyamaella lignohabitans, 2940 nucleotides. RefSeq names its product Los1p (gene LOS1). The transcript has a single exon. Gene Ontology annotation, molecular function: tRNA binding; small GTPase binding. The record is from RefSeq and is a predicted model, not a curated record. NCBI's taxonomy places the organism in Eukaryota, Fungi, Ascomycota, Dipodascomycetes, Dipodascales, Trichomonascaceae. Gene Ontology annotation, biological process: tRNA re-export from nucleus. Gene Ontology annotation, cellular component: cytoplasm; nuclear matrix; nuclear pore. Bases 1 to 2940 code for a protein of 979 amino acids.
AUGUCUAGCGAAAACCCUGCUCCUUUAGAACCAUUCCAUAUGCGAAACAAGCUUGCUCAGACAAUGGCAUAUUUGUUCAUUACCAGCUAUGCCAACGAGUGGCCCAGUUUUUUCGACGACUUGCUUGGAAUUGCAAUCAACCCUAUUAGCAACGCCAGGGGUGUCGAUAUGUAUUUACGAAUUCUCAAGGUGAUUCACGAGGAGAUCGGAGAUCAUCUUAUUUUAAGAACUCCUGAAGAAACCAAGCGUAAUAACGUUUUAAAAGAUCUUGUUCGAGAACGAGCAAUGACCAAAUUGGCAUCGUCUUGGAUGAAUAUUCUGGAAUAUUACAGCAACAACGAUCCAGCUACAAAUAAUGAUAACAAUACGACUUCUAAUAGCAUUAACGAUAAUAACAAUAGCAUCAACAGCAUUGGCAUCAACUCCACAAAUAAUAACAGCAACAUUAAUUCAAAAGAAAAUCUUUACGACAGUAUUUUAACUAGCGCUCUCAACGUUAUCGGAGGUUGGGUGUCGUGGAUUGAAAUCACUUUAAUUGUCAAUCCUCCAUACCUCAGUCUUAUUUUCAAUCAACUUGGCAGGCCAUCACAGCGACUGGCGGCUUGCGAUGCUCUGGCAGAAAUCAUUGCAAAGAAAAUGCAACCCUCUCACAAGCUCGAACUUAUUGGUCUAUUGAAUUUGACCACAGUUCUUGCCGAGCUCAACAAAACUUCCAAGGGCAGUACAGAUCCUGAAUUUGAAGAAAGAGUGGCUAAACUUAGUAAUAUAGUUGGACUCGAGCUAGUUCAUAUCGCUGAUGGAACUACGACAGUCACUUCUGGAGCUGCUUGUUCCCAGCAGGAUAUGGACAAGGCCGAGCAGCUCAUGGUUGAUUUACUUCCAACAAUCCUGGAAUUCCUUUCUAAUGAAUAUGACGAUACUUCAGUUCAAGUUCUACCAUGUUUGAACGAGUAUUUGCAAUUUAUCAGAAGAGAAGCCAAGAAGGAACGGUCAACCGCAGGUGGCACGGACUCUUCCCUUUCAACUCAACGACUGGAAAUUGUUUCGGUCAUGCUACGCAAGAUCAUUCUCAAGAUGGAGUAUGACGAUUCAACCGAAUGGAGUGGUGGUGAAGACGAGAGUGAGGGUGAGUUUUUAGAGCUCCGAGGAAAGCUUAAAGUGCUUCAAGACCAGAUUGCUGGUAUUGACGCAGAUCUGUUUACCGAUGGAAUGGCUUCUAUUAUUAAUACCUGUUUGGAAUCAGCCAACAAUAAAAAGUGGCAAGAGGUGGAACUGGGUCUGUAUGAGUUGUCUGCUUUUGGAGACUCGAUUCGCAACGGAUCUAUAAAAUCGUCAAGAGCUGAACAAACCUUUUUUGACUUGUUUAGCAAGAUGGUUCAUAGUGAUGUUGUGACUAUUAACCAUCCUUCCAUUCAAUUGUGGUACAUGGAACUGAUAAAUCGUCACUCCAAAUUUUUCACUCCUCAACAACCUCAACUUUUGUCGAAAGCUUUAGAAGUGUUCGUGUCUCCAUUGGGAGUCCACAAUCCUAAUAUCAAGGUACGAGUACGAUCUUGGUACCUCUUUCACAGAUUCUUGAAGACAGUCAAGAGCCUGGUCGGAGACAUUUCUCAACAAGUAUUCAGCUCUCUUGCUCCACUAUUGGUUGUAAGAGCAGAGCUACCUAGCAGCGACAAUGACUCUGAGAUGUCAGCUGAUUCAGCUUCUGACAGUGUUUUUGAUGCUCAACUGUACUUGUUUGAAUUACUUGGACUAUUGUUUGCAAAUGCCGACGACAACCAGGCUCGAACUCCCACGCAACAGCUUUUGCAAGCUAUAUAUUCGGAUAUCGAGCGUUGUCUUAGCUCCAGCAAUGGUACUGACAGUAGUCCUGAACAACAGCAGCUGAUUCUUCAAGUUCACCACAACCUUAUGGUGUUAGGAACAUUUGCUCGAGGUUUCGACGAUGUUACUAUCAGUGGUGGACCAGUAGGCAGAAGCGCAUCUAAGCCAUCUAUCCAAGAACUCAAGGGAUCGACGCAGGUCAUUCUUGUUGUCUUGGAACGGUUAUCUAAGUUCCAGAUUAUUCGAGAUUCGGCCCGUUUCGCAUUCUCCCGUCUUAUUCCACUUCUCGGUACACAAAUUCUCGGCGAGAUUUCUACUCUAAUCGGUGCUCUGCUUAACGAGAGUAAGCAAGAAGAAUUUGGCGAUUUCCUAUCCUUUUUGGGCCAACUUGUACACAGUUACCGUCAAGAAGAUGGGGUGUUUGAAAUGUUUGGUUCAUUAGCACCUCCUCUGAUUGAAAAAGUUUUUGUAUUUCUGAAUAGCGAUAAGUCCAGUACUGGUGGCGAGCUUGACGGAUCCACAGAUGCGUUUAUUCUAAAAAGAGACCUGCGUCGUCAAUACCUCCAAUUUGUGUUCAAUGUCCUCAACAAUGGAUUUGGCGCUAUAUUCCUUGUCGGCAACAAUGGAUCCACCACAUUUGGCGCCGUCAUGGAAAGCCUGUUUCAUUAUGCUGGAGAUUUGACUGAUCCUAACGCUGAAAAACUUGCCAUUGCAUCUCUAGGAAAAAUGAUGACUAUUUGGGGCACUGGCGAGAUUCGCGCGGAUACCACCACUCCCACUGUCAAGGCCUUUGCUGAAGGUAUGAAAGUGCCAGUGUUCAGCGAUGGUCAGACUAUUCUUGAGCAGUACUCGCAAGCCUGUUGGACCCUACCCAGCAAAUCAGGCUAUGACAGCAAAGACGCACAAAUCCGUCUUGUUCUCGGCGAGUUGGCAACUCUUCAAAAGAUCGUAUUCGAACAAAAGAAAGAUGUAUAUUCCAGUUUCCUGGCGGGUUAUCUAUCGCGACUGGGUCUACCUCAGAACAUCUGUCAAGAGUAUCUGACCCAGCUUGCGCAACUCAAGCCCAAGGAGUUUAAAAAGUAUUUUACAGACCUUGUUGUGCGCAUGUCGUCCUAG